This is a messenger RNA of Seminavis robusta, 495 nucleotides long. Lineage: Eukaryota; Bacillariophyta; Bacillariophyceae; Naviculales; Naviculaceae. The record is from the annotation of a GenBank genome assembly.
UCCCCGGAACAGCAAGGAGGAGGAGGGCGUGGUAGAUCCCGUCACAAGCGUGUUGACACUGACGGACCUCAUCGUAGAAGUCGCUCUUUUACCAACUUUAUGGGCAGUGCACUCAGUAUGGGUGCUAUUACAAGCACAAGCACCACCACGACCACCGAGACUUCUACUGCAGCCCCUCGAAGCCGCCGUAGCCGAUCCUCUACUCGGCUAGGACCCAAGAUGCGCCAAUCGCUAGUGGAACAACUGCAGCUGCAACCACCACCACAAGGCAAGCAAGAUGCACUUCCCAGCACUGGCACCAAGCGAACUUGCAGCGUCGGGGUCUUGCCGGAUAUCUACAAGCCUAGCUUUUACUAUGACAGCGAUGAUGAAGACGACGACCUGGUUGUGGCUCCGGAGGAACGAUUGGACGAAUUCUCCAGGCAAGUGCAACAGGAUGUCACCAACAUGACCAUCAACAUUAGCUGCUGGAGCUCACCUCCUCAGGCGGCAUGA